AUGUAACUUACAUGCAGUCACACACCCCUUUUUUCUUGUAACAAUGUGUACGUUUUUAAGGAGGGAGGGGGCGCUCAGAGGGAGAAAGAGAGACGGAGAGAGACUGAGAAAGGAGGAGGGGGGUGCGUUCUGAAAUAAUAUAGUCAGCCAUUUUUUAUGUAAGGGGAUUUUUUCUUAUUGGGGGGGUUGUUAAAAAAUAAAUAUAAGAGGGCGGCCAUCUUUGUUGCUCUGCCUAGUGUAAAAUAUUCCAAAACGCCCCCCACUUUUUUCUGUGCCGAUUUGAAUAUUAAAUAAAUAUCAUAUAUUCGGAGCAAGAAUACGCUUUUUUGAAUACAAGGACGGAUCCAAUGACAGGAGUAUAAUGUCCUCUCCUCUCCGGUCCUGUGAGGAAGACGAGGGCAUGGUGGUUAAUUCCGAGGGAGGAGAUUUUGAUGAAGAAGACGACGACGGAGACCUAGACGAGAACGUAAGCGACAUAAACUCGCCGGCGGCUCCUCGGGAAACUGCAACACCAGCCCCGCCAGACGAAGAGGCGGAAAUAUCCGACAGGGAAGUCCCGUGCAGGAAGAAAGGACGGCCGAAGAAAAAGAAGGACGCCAAGAAGAAAGACAAAGAGGGGAAACCCGUCAAAGCAAAGAAGCGCAAGAAGAUUGACAGUGAUGUAGAGAGAGACUCGGACAGAGAAAGAGACUACGGUGAGAACUCAGACAGCGUCGCCAGCGACUAUGGGUCUGGUGAGAAAAAGAAAAAGAGGAAACAUAAAGAAAGGAAGGAGAAGAAAACCAAGAAGAAGAAAAAAGACGAUGGGGAUCGAGACAGCAGUCAGGAGGAAACGACGAAGCAACCUAUAGAGCAGAAGACCUCAUCCCAGCUGGCAAAGGAGUGGGGUCUGGAGGAUGUUGAUCAUACCUUCACUGAGGAAGACUACAGGGAACUCACCAACUACAAAGCCUUCAGCCAGUUCAUGAGGCCCAUGAUAGCCAAGAAGAACCCUAAGAUCCCCAUGUCAAAGAUGAUGACCAUCCUGGGGGCUAAAUGGAGGGAGUUCAGCUCUAACAACCCCUUCAAGGGCAACGCUGCCGCCGUCGCUGCGGCCGCUGCAGCCGCCGCCAUUGCUGUCGCCGAGCAGGUCUCUGCAGCAACCGCCUCGCCUGAGCCGCCACCGCAACCGCCACCAAUCCGGAAGGCCAAGACUAAAGAGGGCAAAGGCCCAGGCUACAAGAAGCGCAGUAAAAGUCCUCGAGUCCCAGACAAGAAAAAGGCUUCGGCUGUAGCCAAGGCUAAAAAGAUGGCACCCAUUCGUAUCAAACUAUCACCCAUCGGUGCCAAGAGGAAGAAGAGCUGCUCAAGCGAGGACAUGGACGAGGAUGAGUCUGAGCAGGAGGACUCCAGCGUCCACAGCUCCUCGGUUCGAUCUGACAGCUCCGGCCGUGUGAAAAAGAACAAGCGAGGACGGCCGGCCAAGAAGAAGAAGAAAAUCCCAGGUGGUGAAGAGGAAGGUGACGGCUAUGAGACUGACCAUCAGGACUACUGCGAGGUGUGUCAGCAGGGUGGCGAGAUCAUCCUGUGUGACACUUGUCCCCGAGCUUACCACCUCGUCUGCCUUGAGCCUGAGCUCGACAAGGCCCCCGAGGGCAAGUGGAGCUGCCCACACUGCGAAAAGGAGGGAAUCCAGUGGGAAGCAAAAGACGAGGACUUUGAGGAUUUCGAGGAGGACAGCGAGGACAGAGUCAUUUCAGAGGUCGGGGUGGGGAUCCCCGUCGGUGCGGAGGAGGAGGAUGACGACCACAUGGAGUUCUGUCGGGUGUGUAAAGACGGAGGUGAACUGUUGUGCUGUGACACCUGCACGUCCUCGUAUCACAUCCACUGUCUAAACCCUCCGCUGCCAGAGAUCCCCAACGGAGAGUGGUUGUGUCCGCGAUGCACGUGUCCACAAAUCAAAGGGCGAGUCCAGAAGAUCCUCCACUGGCGGUGGGGUGAACCCCCGCCUCCCAUUCCUGUGCCCCUGGCUCCUGACGCCCCACCCGACGCCCCGCUGCCACCGCCUAUGAAGGGCAGAGCAGAGAGGGAGUUCUUUGUCAAGUUGACCGGACAGUCCUAUUGGCACUGUACAUGGAUCACUGAGCUGCAGCUGGAGAUCUUCCACUCAGUAAUGUACAGAAACUACCAGAGGAAGACGGACAUGGACGAGCCUCCGAGCCUGGACUACGGGUCAGGCGGAGAGGACGAGAAUGGAGUGGGAAAGAGCGAGAAGAGGAGGGCUAAAGACCCCCAGUACGCCAUCAUGGAGGACAAGUAUUACAGAUAUGGCAUCAAGCCUGAAUGGAUGAUGAUCCACCGCAUCAUCAACCACAGUGUGGACAAGAAGGGGAUGUACCACUACCUGGUCAAGUGGAGAGACCUGACCUACGACCAGUGCACCUGGGAGAGAGACGACAUGGAGAUCCCUGACUUUGUCAUUUACAAGACCAAUUACUGGAGACACAGAGACAACAUAAUGAAGGAGGACCCAGACAAACCCAGGAAGAUGAGGAGCAAGAGCCAGGAGGGUGAAGAUGAGUGUCCUGCCUCACCGGUCACUGAUCCUACGAUAAAAUACGAAGAGCAGCCAGACUUCGUCACAUCGACAGGCGGUACGCUGCACCUGUACCAGCUGGAGGGUCUGAACUGGCUUCGGUUUUCCUGGGCUCAGGGCACUGACACCAUCCUAGCAGAUGAGAUGGGGCUGGGCAAGACCAUCCAGACCAUCGUCUUUCUUUAUUCACUCUUUAAAGAGGGUCACACUAAGGGUCCGUUUCUGGUCAGCGCCCCGCUCUCCACCAUCAUCAACUGGGAGAGGGAGUUUGAGAUGUGGGCGCCCGACUUCUACGUGUUGACGUACACCGGAGACAAGGAUAGCCGAGCCAUCAUCAGAGAGAAUGAGUUCUCAUUCGAUGACACGGCUGUCAAAGGAGGAAAGAAGACCUUCAAGCUGAGGAGAGAAGCUCCUAUUAAAUUCCACGUGCUGCUGACGUCCUACGAGUUGGUGACCAUCGACCAGACGGCGCUGAAGUCUAUCGACUGGGCCUGUCUGGUGGUGGAUGAGGCUCACCGCCUGAAGAAUAACCAGUCCAAGUUUUUCAGGCGUCUGAACGACUAUAAGAUCGACCACAAGCUGCUGCUGACAGGAACUCCACUACAGAACAACCUGGAGGAGCUUUUUCACCUGCUCAACUUCCUCACCCCCAACCGCUUCAAUAACCUUGAGGGCUUCCUUGAAGAGUUUGCUGACAUCUCCAAGGAGGACCAGAUCAAGAAGCUCCAUGACCUGCUGGGGCCUCACAUGCUGCGGAGGCUGAAGGCCGACGUCUUCAAGAACAUGCCUGCCAAGACUGAGCUGAUUGUCAGAGUGGAGCUGAGCCCGAUGCAGAAGAAAUACUACAAGCUGAUCCUGACCAAGAACUUUGAGGCUCUGAACUCAAAAGGCGGAGGAAACCAGGUCUCCCUGCUCAACAUCAUGAUGGACCUAAAGAAGUGUUGCAACCAUCCCUACCUCUUCCCGGUCGCCUCCAUGGAAGCCCAAAAAACACCCAGCGGUGCUUACGAAGGGUCGGCCCUAACUAAGUCUUCUGGGAAACUGACGCUGUUGCAGAAGAUGCUGAGGAAACUGAAAGAGCAGGGGCACCGAGUACUGGUCUUCUCUCAGAUGACUAAAAUGUUGGACUUACUAGAAGAUUUCUUGGACUAUGAAGGUUAUAAGUAUGAAAGAAUCGAUGGCGGCAUCACAGGAGCGCUGAGACAGGAGGCCAUCGACCGCUUCAAUGCUCCUGGUGCUUGUCAGUUUUGUUUCCUGCUCUCCACCAGAGCCGGAGGUUUAGGCAUCAACUUGGCCACAGCAGACACCGUCGUCAUCUUCGACUCUGACUGGAACCCUCACAACGACAUACAGGCGUUCAGUCGAGCUCACCGCAUCGGGCAGGCCAACAAAGUGAUGAUCUACCGCUUUGUGACGCGAGCCAGCGUGGAGGAGCGCAUCACCCAGGUGGCCAAGAGGAAGAUGAUGCUGACCCACCUGGUGGUCCGGCCGGGCCUGGGAUCCAAGGCUGGCUCCAUGUCCAAGCAGGAACUGGACGACAUCCUCAAAUUUGGAACAGAAGAGCUUUUCAAGGAUGAAGUAGAAGGUAUGAAGAACUCUUCGGUGGGUAAAGUUGAGGAUGAGGGUAGCGUGAUCCACUAUGACAGCACCGCCAUCGAGAGGCUGCUCGACCGAAGCCAAGACGCCACAGACGACACGGAUGUCCAGAACAUGAACGAGUACCUCAGCUCCUUUAAAGUGGCCCAGUACAUGGUCCGAGAGGAGGAUAAGAUCGAGGAGAUCGAGCGGGAGAUCAUCAAACAGGAGGAGAACGUGGAUCCAGAUUACUGGGAGAAACUGUUGCGGCAUCACUACGAGCAGCAACAAGAGGACCUGGCCAGCAAACUGGGGAAAGGCAAGAGGAACCGCAAGCCCGUCAACUAUAACGACGCAGCGCAGGAAGACCAAGAGUGGCAUGCUGACAUUUCAGAUAACCAGUCCGAGUACUCAGUGGGCUCCGAGGAGGAGGACGAGGACUUUGACGAUCGGCCAGAGGGUCGAAGGCAGUCACGUCGCCAGUUGAGGAAUGAGAAGGACAAACCUCUCCCUCCUCUUCUUGCCAGAGUUGGAGGCAACCUUGAGGUGCUGGGCUUUAACACACGCCAGCGAAAGGCUUUCCUGAACGCAGUGAUGCGCUGGGGGAUGCCAUCUCAGGACGCCUUCUCCUCUCAGUGGCUGGUCAGAGACCUCAGGGGCAAGACUGAGAAAGAAUUCAAAGCGUACGUGUCUCUUUUUAUGCGUCACUUGUGCGAGCCAGUGUCCGACGGGGCCGAGACGUUCGCCGACGGCGUCCCGAGGGAGGGGUUGUGUCGGCAGCCGGUCCUCACUCGAAUCGGCGUCAUGUCCCUCGUCAAGAAAAAGAUCCAGGAAUUUGAACACAUCAACGGGCGGUGGAGUCUUCCAGAGCUCAAGCCAGAAGUCAGCAUAGACAAAUCCUCCUCCAGGGCUUCCUCUCCUGCCGUCAAGACCGCCACUCCCACCCCUGAUGCCAGCUAUAACACCACGCCAUGCACCUCUAAGCCAGCGACCCCUGCUCCAGCAGACAAGCUAGAAAAGAACGGGAAAGAGGGAGAAAAGGAGGAGAAAGAGGAAGGUGAGGCCUCGUCGGAGAAAGAGAAAGCGAAGGAGAAAGACAAAGAUGAAGGGAAAGAGGUCGACGGCAACAAGGCUGCUGACCCUGAAGAGCUUUCCUCAUCACAAAAUGCAUCUCCUGGUCAAAAAACUGAAGGCAAAGACGAGAGCGACGUGAAAGAGGAGGAGAAGAAAGAAACAACUGAUGCUUCACCCGCCACAACAGAGGAGAAAAAAGCACAGGAGGAGAGCAAAGAGGAGUCAAAACAAACAACUAAGCAAGACACGGAGGUCAAAGAAGAGAAGUCAGAUGCAGAAAAGACAGGAGAGGAGAAGGACAAAGAAAAAGAAAAGCGAGAGGAGACGCCUGCCGCAACGGAAGCAACAGACGCCAAGGAUAAGAGUGAGGCUGCUGACAUGAAGAAAGAGGAGGUCAAGGGCGAAAAGGAUGUUGGGAAAGAAAUCAAGGCAGCUAAGGAGGAGGUGCCCAAAGGUAACGGGAGGCCCCCCAUAGAGCGACCUCGCUUCAUGUUCAACAUCGCUGAUGGAGGCUUCACUGAGCUUCACACUCUCUGGCAGAACGAAGAGCGGGCUGCCAUCUCCUCAGGGAAGAUGAACGAGAUCUGGCACCGCCGACACGACUUCUGGCUGCUGGCGGGAAUCGUGAUUCACGGCUACGCUCGGUGGCAGGACAUCCAGAACGAUCCACAGUUUGCCAUCGUCAACGAGCCUUUCAAGUCACAGGCGAAUAAGGGCAACUUCCUGGAGAUGAAGAACAAGUUCCUGGCACGGCGCUUCAAGCUGUUGGAGCAGGCGCUGGUGAUAGAGGAGCAGCUCCGACGUGCAGCCUACCUGAACAUGACCCAGGACCCCAGCCACCCGGCCAUGGCGCUCAACGCACGCUUCACUGAGGUGGAGUGCCUGGCUGAGUCGCACCAGCACCUCAGCAAGGAGUCACUGGCGGGCAACAAGCCAGCCAAUGCUGUCCUGCACAAAGGUCGGCGGAGAUGGGGUGAUGCCUGCAAAAAAAACAACCAACAAACAAAUUUUUUGUCUGUUCAGUUAACAAAAACAAAACAAAUGCAAAUGCUGAACCAGUUGGAGGAGCUCCUGAGUGACAUGAAGGCUGACGUGACCCGGUUACCGGCCACACUGUCCAGAGUCCCACCCAUCGCCGCCCGCCUGCAAAUGUCCGAGAGGAGCAUCCUCAGCAGACUGGCCAGCAAGGGCACCGAGACGCACACGCCCCCGCCCAUCCCUCCAGGACCUUACGCCACCCCUCAGAACUACGGAGCCCCCUUCACCCCCGCCCCCCCGAGCGCCCUACACAUGGGAGGGGCCAACUACAGUCAGAUGCCGCCAGGAUCCUUCAUAUCAGUGCUGAACGGGCCUCCCAUGUCUGUAAAGAAAGAGCGGGAAGUCGAGCUGCUAGUCAACCGACGGGAGCAGCGCAGCGGAGAGGUCAUCUGUAUCGACGACUAGACUACAGGCACACACGCAUAAACACACGCUCUCUCACACACACACACACACACACACACUGAAACCCAUCUGCUGCAAACGUAUCUCGAAUUCCUCCUCCAAGAAAGUUGAGCUUCGGUGGUAAACGCUCGUUAAACUCCACCUUCGAACCACACAUCCAGUAUUAAAACUAAAACUGACUGACUGACUGAGGGUGUACUUAUUGAUUUAUUGUUGACUAGUGAUUGUAGUAGCUUUGGUUGACACACACACACAAACACACACACAGAAAGAUAUGUACAUGUCUCCACUACAUAAAUCUCCUAAACCUUUACUAAGCUGACUGGUACUCUCCAAAAAACUUUAAUCGCACACACACACAUGCACAUGUGCACUUAAUCUCAACGGACACACACAUGCACACACACACACACACAAACCUACAUACAGUCCAUAUAUUGUCUCAUAACUUCUUGUGACCUUUCCUUGUCUGCCUCAAACCAUUAUACUCCUCAUAAACGGUCUCCUCAAACAGGCCGCCUCCUCCUCUAGGGAUGCUUCUAACCUCUACACACACACACAUACAUGCUGACAGUACACACACACACACACACACACACACACACACAGACACACAACGCUCACUUCACCUCAAUCCUACACCCUUUAGAUCUCUCCUCUUCCUUUCCUGGGCCCUUAAACUUUUUGACAGGAAGCUGCAUGUGAAAUUAAACUCAUUUUUCUACACUCCACCCCCUGAAGCAUGCUCUAAUCACAAUAAUGCUGUCUCGUGGAAAGGAAUGAAAAAAAAGAAAAGCAAAAUUGGUAUCAAGCUGUGCCUACAGUCAUUUCUAAUCCUCAGAGAGGCUGAACCCCCCGCCCCCCUCCUCCCCUCCCUGAUUUGUCAGUCCAAGCAGCUCCAAGCACAGCUCCAGCUUUUUUGUUUUACUUAUUUCAAUGGUACAUGUUCACAUAAACACACGCAGCAGGAUAUGAGAAUCAUAUUCAGGACUCGUUUGACCACAUAAAGUAUUUGCCGCCAUCCUACCCCUCCCGCCCCCUAAUGAUGGUUGGUUGGAGUUUGUGUACAGCUCUGAGGUAUUUUUGGGAGAGUUUUUUUCCAUGAAAGGCCUCUCGCGCUAUUUUUCAGAAAAACCUCCUAUGAAUGUUUAUAACCUUUCAUAAGCAAGUCAGUGUUAUUAAAACCUAUCGAUCACCCUGAACCUCCCCUCCUCCCCUUUCUCCUUCCCUCCAUCACUCUCUCAAUCUAUCUUUUUUCCUGUUUUAUGUUUUCCAAGUUUCUAUUUCUUUCUACAAAAAAAAAAAUAAAAUCCUGUGAUAUACUUUGCAUAUUUAAACAGCUCCAUUCGUGUUCUCUUGUGUUUCUACUCUCGCGACUUUAUGAGUAUUGUUGUCGUCGAUGUUGCUGUUGUUCUCGCUGUUGCUAUUCGAGAAAGAGCUUCUACCAAAAGAGACAUUUUUUUGUAACAAGGAACUAUGGAAAAAUGAUAACGUAUGUGCGACACACGAUGCACCUCUUUGCAAUUUUUUGUCCUAUAAUUAUAAGAGAACGAAGAAGUUGAGCUAACUUCAGAAGUAGAUAUAUUACGAGAAAAACUCAUUCUUCUUGCUUACAUUUUAGAUUUGGGGCUUGCAAAUGAUAUAUACAUAUAUAGAUCAUAGGCCAUAUGUAACCCUAAAUGCUUCCAUGAGCAAAAAGAAAAAUGUAUACUAUCUAACCCCAAUGAAAGUACUCUGAUAAUAUCUGGAAAAUCAGAGGCUGGAAAUCCAUUUUAUAAACUCUGCAUCAUUAAAAAAACGCCUUAAUUAACAUAGCAAAACAAAUGUAAAGUCAUCAAAAUGAAUUAAGAACCUGAUGUCAACCUUUAAAUCCUCAUCAAGAGUAGUCAGUUUUAAGUUAAUUAUAUAUAAAAAACAAGAUAGCUAGUAGUUAAUUUAUCUCAUAACCUCCACCCUGGAUAUUUUACACUGAUCUACCCAGGAAAUAGUCUGUUUUUAAAAAUUAUGUUUCAUACAAAGGUUUUGCAACCCCCGAACUAAAAUGUUUUGCGUCUAAAGAAAAAAAAAAGCACUUAGUUUUUUUUUUUUGUUUUUUUUUUCCCACGUUGACUUUUUUGUCCUCUUUCCAGACUUUUGUGUUGAUUUCUGGGUAUCUUGUGUCACUGUGUAUUUAGUGGUGCCGAUCAAAUGAUGAGUGGCAGUGAAAACAUGUCAAGGAUGACGCAUCUCCUUUUUUUU
Molecule: messenger RNA, 8905 nt
Organism: Scomber scombrus (Atlantic mackerel)
Lineage: Eukaryota; Metazoa; Chordata; Actinopteri; Scombriformes; Scombridae
Gene: chd3
Product: chromodomain helicase DNA binding protein 3
Exons: 40
Coding region: 362-6667 (2101 amino acids)
Biological process (GO): chromatin remodeling; negative regulation of transcription by RNA polymerase II
Cellular component (GO): chromatin; nucleus; NuRD complex
Molecular function (GO): ATP-dependent chromatin remodeler activity; ATP hydrolysis activity; chromatin binding
Source: RefSeq, a predicted model, not a curated record